This is a messenger RNA of Manduca sexta (tobacco hornworm), 1952 nucleotides long. Its product is annotated as probable pseudouridine-5'-phosphatase. The transcript has 7 exons. Gene Ontology annotation, molecular function: phosphatase activity. The record is from RefSeq and is a predicted model, not a curated record. The coding region runs from base 280 to 930 and encodes 216 amino acids. Lineage: Eukaryota; Metazoa; Arthropoda; Insecta; Lepidoptera; Sphingidae.
AGACGACACUUACAACUUAACUUCGCUGUCAACAAAAGAAUAAAACACAUGUACAAUUUAUGCACGGCCAAAAGAAAAUUCUAGAUCCCCUAAGAAGAAAACAGAAGAUGCUGAAAAUGUACAGUCGAAAUUUUGGCGUAUGUUGUUGGGGGUGCGCGGUGCGUGCAUGAGGGUUGGGAGGGGAGGUGAGAUAGUCACAGCCGCUAGCAGCUUGCGUCGCUUCAAGAAGGUUACUCACUGUCUCUUCGACCUCGACGGACUGUUCUCGAUUCCGAAGUGAUGUACCACAAGAUGGUUCAACAGAUUUGCGAGAAGUACCGACGAGUGUAUACGAAGGAGAUGCAAAUAAGGAUGUACGGCGUUACGGACCGCGAGAUCUGCGUGACGGUGGUGAGGGAGUUGCGGCUGCCGAUCUCAGCGGACGAGUUCGAGACGCAGCUCGAGUCCAUGGCGCAGAGCAUGCUGCCCAGUGCACCGCUGUUGAAGGGUGCAGAGCGUCUGCUGACGCACCUGUACGACUACAGCAUUCCAUUAGCACUGGCGACUAACUCCACGGAGCAGGCGGUGCGUCUUCACGCAUGCGCCAGACCGCAGCUCUUCGGCAUGUUCCACCAUAAGGUGAGCAUAACAGACCCCGAGGUGGACCGCGGCAAGCCGAAUCCUGACAUCUAUCUCGUAGCAGCGGCGCGCUUCCCCGACAAACCCAAGCCAAUACAGUGUCUCGUGUUUGAAGAUUCGGCGGUGGGCGUGGAGGCGGCGAAAGAGGCUGGCAUGCAGGUGGUAAUGGUCCCGGACCCUCGUCUCACCCGUGAACACACGCGACAUGCGACGUUGGUGCUUCGCUCUCUGCUGGAGUUCCGUCCGGAAUUAUUUGGUUUGCCGCCGUUCCAUGAUGACCCCGCCAACACUGAUGGACGUCCGCGACCAUAGACGUUUAUAGCCUAGAAGAGCUGUAGACUAGAUACCAGAUGGUUAAUAGAUACUUCCUACCUUAGAUUAAACAUGCGCGUACGCAUGCGUUGCUAUAAACUAAUUAUUUUGAAUUUAGAAUAGUCGACGCGGCUUUCACGUUGUUUUCUAGACCUCACUUUAGAUAUUGAUGCACUAAGCAGAGUCAAGAAACAGAAGAGUUGACUUUAAAAUGUUUUGUAAAAUUAUUGAGACGCCAUCUACCAUACGGCAAAACUAAAAUUAUAACUUAAAAAUUCUUGCAUUCAAUCGCUUUGUUUGUGUAAAGUUAGAUGCAUGAAUGUUUUGUUAUUGUGGUACUCGUGCUCUAAUCGGGCAGUAGCUCUCACCCGAGUUACUGUAAUGUCUUCAUUACUCCCCACUCGCACAUCAAACACCAAUCCUAUGUAACUUCGAUAUCUUUUGCAUCAUCUCCGGUCGAGGCAAGUUGACCACCAAGAUAACGAUACCAACAGCAUGUAUACAUGCACUACGAAACCAUAUUAUUAAUUUUGUUUAAUACGGCUAUCGCUUAUCUGGCCAUAUUGAAGUUAUCUCACCCGCCCUUCUGCCUCUUUAAUCUGAAGACAAUGCGAGACGCCAUGCCACACCCACCGUCCCGGUAAGUGGUAACUGCUUCGAUUUAUGAUUGACGUAAAAUGUAAAUACAAGCGUAGUGAUGAAAGUAAAUUUGUAUUUUAUGAUGUUAUAUAUCGUUUUGUUUUAAUGUAAAAUAAUUCUCAUAAUAAAAUUCUAAUAGGAUUAUAUUUUUCUGACUUUAGAAAUAUUUUACUUGGGCACGUUGCAGUGGCUAUAUUAUAACAGGGUAUGGAGUAACCAAACUGAAUUUUAAUGCUAACCAGCUAGUUGAGGCCAUAGGCAAAUAUUUCAACGGACUGCUUAUAAUAUACGGAAAACCUAAUAGGAAACCCCAAUGGUUUUGUUAUUUUACAUGUAGGUACGUACUCCCAAUAUCUAACUAUAUCCUAGAGUAACGUCAACAA